AUGGCUCAAAAUAGUGUUCUCUUCACUACCAUCUCUUUGCUUAUUUUCUCUAUCUCUUCUCAUUGUCAAGACCUAACUACUUUGAAAGCUCUUUGUGAUGUCACUCCUCAUCCACUCGUCUGUAAAUCCAUCUUAUCCGUCGAGUUACCCACUUCAGUAUCCGAAUUCGCCAGUAUUGCCAUCCAAAAGUCUCUAGAAGCUUCCAGACACCUUCUCGCCUCCUUGGACGAGCAUUUCCCCACAUCAGGACCCCUUAAUGAUUGCCACUUACUAGGCGAUAUAACCGUUAUCCAGCUCUCACGUGCGUUCAAGAUAACCGCUGAAGGAAAUUUCUUGUUCGAGGUCAACGAUCUCCUCACGUUGCUUAGCGCUGCUAUGACCAACUACGAGACAUGCCUAGGCUCGUUUCAUGAUGUCAAGUCCGAGCAUGUUGUUAACGACCAACUUAACAUCCUCAUUCGUGUCGCGGACGGACAAAAGUUGAUUAGUGUUUCUCUUGCCUUGACCAAGGAGGCUUGGCUGACAUCUGGUGCUUCGUUGAAAAAGCCACCACCUAGGAUUCUGGCGGAGGAGAAAAAGUCUUCGUUGCCAGAUGUUUCGUAUGUGAAGGUGACGAAACGUGAGAGGAUGAUCUACGAGAGAGUUAAGGUUUUGGGACGAAAGCUUCUUCAGUCUUAUCCUGGAGGCAAUGGUGCCCUAAAAGUGGCCAAGACGGUGGUUGUUAACCCAAACGACGUCAAUGGUGAUGCCUUCAAAACCAUUAACGAUGCUGUAGCUGCUGCGCCGACGAAGGCAGAAUCCGAAAACGGAUACUUCGUGAUUUACGUCGUGGCCGGAGUUUACGAAGAGUAUGUCACGGUCCCUAGCAACAAAUCGUACGUGAUGAUUAUUGGUGAUGGCAUUGACAAAACAAUCAUCACCGGAAAUAGAAACGUCAUUGAUGGUUCCACCACCUUUGCUUCUGCUACACUCGCUGUUAUCGGAAGAGGCUUCAUGGCGGCAAACAUAACCGUGAGAAACACAGCGGGGCCUACAAAACACCAAGCAGUAGCUGUCCGCAACAGUGCUGACAUGUCAGCAUUUUACAAAUGUAGCUUCGAGGGAUACCAAGACACGCUCUACGCCCACUCACUUAGACAAUUCUACAGAGAAUGCGACAUCUACGGAACGGUAGAUUUCAUAUUUGGAAACGCAGCAACGGUUCUUCAAAACUGCAACAUCAUUCCUAGACUACCACUUCAAGGACAGUUCAACGCCAUAACGGCUCAAGGCAGGAGCGAUCCAAACCAGAAUACCGGGAUUUCGAUACAGAAUUGUAGAAUUAUACCGAGUGCUGAAUUGGUUUCAAGUAAUUACUCGGUUAAGACUUAUUUAGGUAGGCCGUGGAAGGAGUAUUCUAGGACGGUUUACUUGCAAAAUUUUAUGGAUGGGUUUAUUGAUGCUAAGGGAUGGAAUGAAUGGAUGGGUGAUUUUGCUUUAAAUACAUUGUAUUAUGCGGAGUUCAAUAAUACCGGACCGGGUUCAGAGACAGCUUACCGGGUUAAUUGGCCCGGUUAUCAUGUGAUCAAUGAAACUGAAGCUGUUUGGUUCACUGUCUCUAGCUUUAUAGUUGGAGAUAGCUGGUUGCCGAGCAUGGGAGUUCCGUACACCGGUGGGUUGAUGUAA
Molecule: messenger RNA, 1665 nt
Organism: Eruca vesicaria subsp. sativa (arugula)
Lineage: Eukaryota; Viridiplantae; Streptophyta; Magnoliopsida; Brassicales; Brassicaceae
Source: the annotation of a GenBank genome assembly